Messenger RNA from Bolinopsis microptera, 1056 nucleotides. RefSeq lists its product as uncharacterized. The record is from RefSeq and is a predicted model, not a curated record. Bases 51 to 932 code for a protein of 293 amino acids. The transcript has 8 exons. Lineage: Eukaryota; Metazoa; Ctenophora; Tentaculata; Lobata; Bolinopsidae.
AGGACCAUGAAUGUGGGGUUUAUAGGAAAUAGACUCCCAGUUGCUGUGCUAUGUCAGAAGACAAUGAUAACGAUUCCAACACUGGGAUGGACCCAGUGCUAAUUAUAGCUAUAGUAUUAGCUGUAGUUCUCAUCCUAGUCAUAUUCGUCCUUAUAAUGUGCUGGAAACUAAGAAAUCGCAAACACGACUCUACCAACGGAGGAGGAAACAUUGUGCUAACUAACCCCAAUCCCGAUGUUGAAGGAGUUAAUUCAGACAGAGUCGCUAUGUCAAAGUCAAAACUCAUAUCAGAUCCUUUCAUGCUGAAUGCUGGUAAUUUAUUGAAAGGGGAAGAGAAGCGAAAGUUUGACGAGAUUGCUCAAAACUUGCAAGACGAGCGUUUUAAAUUCCUUGUUAUUUUGAACGCACUCAGAAGAGACGCAAAACCUUUGAGUGCUGAUACCGAAGCCUUUUAUACGUACAGGGAAUGUAUACACGAGUUAUCGCGGUUCUUACACCUACUCAACAAAUCACCGGAGGGCAUUGUGCCGGACGAUGGACUGUAUCUAGCCAACUGGGCUACACAAAUACUCGCCAUCUACGACAACCAACGUCGGAUAAUAGCGAUACCGUACAGUCAGCUAGACAUGGAAAUAGAGGAAGCAGCCGAGUGUUUCCCUAUCCAGCAGCUCCGUUCAAGUAUGCGAGCACGUCGCUCUUCUAUUGGUAGUAGUGAGGGCAGCUCUAUUAACGAUAGUGCUAUUCGUGUAGAUUUGGAGAGUGAGGACGAGGAAGAGGAAAUGAGGACGUCUUCUCAGCACCAUACUACAUCUUACGAUGACGAUGUUAUCGUUAAUCCUAAUUCAUUUAACGACGACGAAGUAAGCUUAGAGGACAACAACAUAAUCGCCGCUCCUGUCCAAUUCAGUAAGCUCAACGCAGAACAUUACUGAGACGAUUCACUGACUUUAUCGGAAAAGAUCCAGAAUAUUCCAAAAAAGAUGAUGACUACGAUUCGGCCUGACAUAUUAGGAAAGUAGUUUCACAAAUUCAGACAGGGUUGUGUUGUACAGGUCA